AUGCUUCUCAAAAACAUGAUUUUGUUUGUUGUGGGGGUGUUCGCAGCCUCGGCCCACGGGAAAGACUCGAAGAGCGAGUCUAUCACUCUUGGAAACGGUCUUGCACCGUCAAUGCAAUCCUCAGAGUCUCAUAAGAGACUUCACGCCAGGGAGUUUUUCCCUGCAGUAAACUUCGGGGCCUCCGGACCUCCAUCAACUCAUUGGGCUCCUGUGAGUAAGCCCGCUGGUCCCCAGCUUCAAACCCGGGAAUUUUUCCCCGUAGUGGAUUUUGGAGCAUCCGGGGCUCCAACCAGCUGGCAGCCUGUGAAUAAGCCCACAGGGUCCCAGCUUCAAACCAGGGAGUUUUUCCCCGCAGUUGACUACGGAGCAUCAGGGCCUCCACCAAAAUACUGGGAUCCUGCGAGUAGACGCGCCGCUAGCGCUCCGAUCACCCCCCCGUCCCCUCCGCCCCCUCCGCCCCCUCCGCCCCCUCCAGCCCCGUUAGUCUCUGAGCCGCCAAUUGUCAUCUCGGAAUUUGACAUUGACCGCCUCGGCGGCCCCGCUUACAAUUAUCGUCAGUGGGAGACCCCAAAGAUGACCCCUGAGGAGGAGGCCGACCGUGAGACGUGGAAGGAUGGCCCGCCACAUACUCCAGGCGAGUUUGAAUUCUCGUUGGCUUUUGCUUGGCAGGCUUUCAAGGAUUUGCUUUCGUUGUUGCCUAUAAAAAGCGCGCUGUCACCAUGA
Molecule: messenger RNA, 723 nt
Organism: Morchella sextelata
Lineage: Eukaryota; Fungi; Ascomycota; Pezizomycetes; Pezizales; Morchellaceae
Exons: 5
Coding region: 1-723 (240 amino acids)
Source: RefSeq, a predicted model, not a curated record